AUCAACUCGGAGGAAAAUACGAACAAUUUUUGAAGUUGAACAAUUCAUUUGAGAUAGUUAUUUUCAGUGGCAAUUAGGCGAAAAAAUAUUUGACGACAACGUUUUUGUUUAAAUGAACCACCGUCACAUUGAAUUGGGCCAUCGUAAAAGUGUAUCCAAAAAUGAGUAGUGAAUCACACGGUAAAAAAGACAAAGCUGAAGCCACAAGCCAAAAGCCAAAUGACGAUGCCAAACUAAACGAUGACCAACUGCCUAUUGCAGCCCCUGUUGCCCAAGAAGAUGUGUGCGAAAUCUUCAAGCUCGAUGUUGACUGCUGCGAAGAAUUAUUUGAGUGGUUGUCGAUCGCAGAUCUGCACUCAUUCAGCCAAACGUGCAAACGCAUGCAACGAAUCGCUGGCAUGUUCUUCCGACAAAAUUAUCCAAACGCAAGAAUGUCAAGUCGUCCUGAUGGCCUUUAUGACGGAUACGACACUCGAGUGAAUGGUUUCGAUGAAUUUAUAGAAGAUAUAGAGAUUGAAUUUAAUGAAAACAGUUUGAAUCAAUUAGCUUACAUUGCAGCAAAUUGCAAAUCAUUAAGAAAAAUUGAAUUCUGGUCUCAAGAUCCAAUCAUUUCAGGCAGACUCCGUUUGAUAAGCGAUGUUUUGGCUAAAGUUAAGAGCUUAUUUAUUUCUGGUGAGCAUCCUGACGACUCCAUUCUUGAUUUUUGUCCAAAUUUGAAGCACCUCAUAGUUUGUUGGAAAAAUACUGAUUGGCUGUUCAAACUUAACAAGUGUCCAAAGCUUGAGCAAAUCAGUUUGAUGGGGCUUAAUGAACAGGUGCUGGUGAAUGUGGAAGCGAUUUUCACUCAAAAAAGCAUUCGUACUGUGGAGAUGAAUACGGAAUUUCUUAUGACUAACAAAGAUGCACUUGAUAUCAACGUGAAAUUGGAUAAUUUGAUCAUUGAUUUUUGUGACAAUCCAGAAGAAGUUACAUCGGUCUGCGCUAUUUUGAAUAAGCUCCACGAGCGAGGCUUCUACAAGCGAUUGCAUUUCAUUAAUAUGGAUUAUGUUGACCAACAAUUGAUCGACGAAGUGGUUUCAUUACGUGCACUUGAAACUCUUGACAUCGGCGAAGUAGAAGAAGGUGUCGUUUGGCCAGUCAUGCAGAAUGUGAAAAAAAUUUCGGUGGGCGAUUUGAGUGGAUUCGAUUUAACCACACUCCCAUCGAAACUACCAAAUUUGCAAUGGAUUUGUUUACCCAAUGAUUCUAUGGAAGCGAUUAUGCCUUUCAUUGGUGGCUCAAAACAAUUAUCGAGAAUUAAAAUGGGGUGUUCAAUUAGCAGACGAUCAUCCAAAAAUAUUCUCCAUCUGUCGGCAUUGGCCAAGGAACGUGAAAAAUUGAUUGGAGCGUGCAAAUUGACCAUUUAUGUUGUAGAAGAAAUGUUCCUGAAAACCAAGUUUGCGAUUGGCACGAGUCGCAGGUUGAUCGAAAUCAAACGUUUCGCAUCGUUGAAAUGGAAUGAAUCGUAUUAUUGGUACCUCACUUAAGCAGAAGGAAACAACCCAACAAACUAACCAUACUAACACACGAUAGCAUAAUCAUAGAAGAAACACACAUGAAAUCACACCACACCAAAUAAGGUAGAAAUUUC
Molecule: messenger RNA, 1630 nt
Organism: Sitodiplosis mosellana (orange wheat blossom midge)
Lineage: Eukaryota; Metazoa; Arthropoda; Insecta; Diptera; Cecidomyiidae
Exons: 2
Coding region: 162-1526 (454 amino acids)
Molecular function (GO): protein binding
Source: RefSeq, a predicted model, not a curated record